CUUGUAAACAUCUUGCAUACGGCAUUUCAGUGACAUCAUGGUUAGCCUAUUAUAAAGUUAUAAACCAUAGUUAGCUAUUUGCCCCUUCUGAAUCAGCGCCAACACCACGCGACGGCGACGUACUGCACUAAUCCCGUCCGUCGCCUCCACGACUGGAUUACCUAAAGCACUCUAACGCUAAGCAGCAGUGAAGGGGGGAGGCAGCAGUGAGAGGGCUUCCCAAAAAUCCCUAGCAAGAUGAGUCUGGCAUGUCUGGUAUGCCAUAGUGUAGAAAGUCCCUUGCACUCUUCUUUCAGAAGCUACUCUGUUUCAAGUUCAUCAGACAAUGAAGGAAGAUGCUCUGCUAUUUCCAGUUGCUUGACCCGGAAGACUUCGCUCCCACACUCUUACCGUGUUACGAAAUCUAAGGUGACACCUCAACCUACUGCUGGUCAGACUGGUACUGUUGUGACUGGGGGUCCCCCCAGGCUAGUUCGGAGCCGUGCUGUCUCAAGGGACCUUGUUAGAGACUGGAACUUCGAAGGGGUUAUUGUGUUAGCAGAAAGUUAAUAACACAGACACAUUUGUGAUCAAUCAACGUGUUGUGAACAACCACCUCAGUUGCUUUGUGUUGGGUUGUAGAUAAAAUGUCACGAUGCUAUUGUCGCAAGCAAAAUAAAAAUAAAAAUCUGUACUAGCUCGAAUAAAUUUCGAGGUACCCUUGUUCAUAUAUGUGUGUGCAUUUUGCCUGUGGUUGCUUGAGUGAGUUCAUGCCGUGGCUGAUAUUUAUUUAGAUUGAGAAAUAUUGUGAACUACACACAUUGUAUAAAGGAGAGUAUAUUUCCAGGCAUAAAAUCAAUGCUGAAAUUAGUACAUAGGUCAGUAUAUUAGACGUCUUUCA
This is a messenger RNA of Cuscuta epithymum, 880 nucleotides long. The record is from the annotation of a GenBank genome assembly. NCBI's taxonomy places the organism in Eukaryota, Viridiplantae, Streptophyta, Magnoliopsida, Solanales, Convolvulaceae.